AUGGCCUUGAGAUUUUGUAUUGUUGUUGUCGUUCUCGUCGUGGUUCCCCUCUUGUCGGGUGCGGAGGAUAUCAAGGUGCCCAACGGGGGGCCGUGGGGGGCUUUAGGACCGCGUAUACUGUGCCCACCGGGCUCCUAUGCCUAUGCCUUCAGUAUUCAGGUUGAGGCAAAACUUUCAGGUGGUGACGACACGGCGAUGAACGGCCUUCAGCUGUACUGCAAGAAAGACGACUCCCCUACAGACGUGCCCAUCGCAUCCGAAGGCCCCUUUGGUGAGUGGACUAUGCCUAAGGAGUGCCCCUCUGGUCGCCUGGAUGCCUUUCAGCUGCGCGUGGAGCCUCCUAGGGGCGUCGGCAUUGACGAUACGGCAGCCAAUAACAUUCGAUUCCACUGCAGCGGGGGAGGGAAACUGCUGGGGGACGGUCUGAACUGGGGAGCCUGGGGGCCUUGGAGCGACACGUGUGCCCAUGGAGUGUGCGGCCUGCAGGCCAGGACGGAGGGCAGACUGGGCCACGGGAGCUCUGCAGAUGACACAGGACUUAAUGACGUCAUCCUCAUCUGCUGCACUAGCGACUCCACGGCCACCGGGUGGCGCUGGUGGCGCAUGUUGUCCAGUUGGUAG
This is a messenger RNA of Engraulis encrasicolus (European anchovy), 621 nucleotides long. Its product is annotated as vitelline membrane outer layer protein 1-like. The transcript has 4 exons. The record is from RefSeq and is a predicted model, not a curated record. The coding region runs from base 1 to 621 and encodes 206 amino acids. NCBI's taxonomy places the organism in Eukaryota, Metazoa, Chordata, Actinopteri, Clupeiformes, Engraulidae.